UAGGCCUGGACAGUUGACUAGAUCUCGUAUGCUCCUUAUCUCCCCCUAUUGUUUCAUUCCCAACAUCUUUGAAGACAAAUAUAACAAAACGUGAUAAAAAAAUUUUUAAUACUAAAAACUAAAUCACAGCAGACCUGAUUGACAAAUUGUAGCAUCAAUCGUGGCGGCACAGUUGAAACGCUUCAAUCGGUCUCUCUAGUUGUUGUUUUCUUUUUGUGAGAUAAAUUGUAAACUAAUUGUUAUUAUUUGUGUCUUGCUGUGCGCUCUCGCACCAAUUUUGGAUUUUCCCGAUUAGAUGCGUUAAAAUGUGUAGGCCUAAUUCAAAAGAGGAUUCAUCAAUAUAGGCCUACUCACUAACUGGAGUUGUUUUCAAACUGGACGAGGACAAUUUAAACAUUUAUGCGUACUGUUAUUGAGCUUAAAUAAUGAACUAUGGAACGCAUGGCCAUCGCUAAAAAAUGAAUUUUAGGUCAUGGUGAAGAUAUCAUAAUCAAAAAUUUGUAUAGAAUUUUUUUCUUUAAAAAGCUUAAAUGCCAAGUAGUCUAUGUUCGGAUAUGAUCCAAACUGAGAUGUUCUAAUCACUAUUAAGAACAUGAAUUUAUGGAUGAAGAAACUGCCGCAGUUGCUUCUAGCGACUUUAACUGCUGUCAGCCUAGUUUCAAUUGUUACUCUGACAUUAACAAUGACUCAUUCGAUCAAGACAAAAAAUGUAGCAGCAUUCGAUAAAACGCCUUACAGAGUUUUCCAAACUCGAAAACGUCGCAUCGAUAAUGUGUGUGCCUCAACUAAAGUUCGGGGUAAAGUCCGUGGAGUUUACACCCACAGAUACGGCGUUCUUUAUUGUUCUGUGCCUAAAGCAGGUUGUACUUUUUGGAAAAGUGUUUUUUACACGGCCAAUAGGAAGGAUUACGUGAAUAAAUCAGACAUUUUCCCGCUGUCCAAAUAUUACAUCCAUUCUGUUUACGGCAGCGGAAAAAGCUUCAGCGCUCUAAGUAGCACAUAUCCCACAAGGCUCUUAGUUGUCAGGGAUCCCUACUCUCGACUGCUCUCCGCGUAUCUGGACAAGUUCUACCUCCCAGAUUUCUGGCAUAGCGAGGCGCUUCGUCUGAUCAAGAUGAGGGACUUGCCGAUUUUUUCUCACGUCAUAGGCGCCGGCCGACCAGACUUUCUAAGGCGGCACUACGAUGAAGUGUACAAGCUGUUCCCGACAGAGGCAGCCGGAGGUUUCUCUCGGAACGACACGACCUGCGGGAAGUAUUUGACCUUCCAGGACUUCAUCCGGUACGGGUUCUUUGUUCAAGAGCCUCAUUGGAUGCCGAUACACGUGAUAUGUAAUCCGUGUCUGCUGAAUAUCAGCCACGUCAUUCUGAUGGAGACCUUCAACUCGGAUGCUAGAGUGCUUUUGGACAAGAUGGGCAUAGGUCAUUUAUUGGACGACGUUAAUCACGAGACUCAGAUUAACGACGAAAUCAAGAUGUUAAUCGAAUACAAUUUUGAUAUUAUCUCAAACUCGAGUAAGAAAUCAUUUUACAAAACGUGUAUCACUUCUAGAGAACUUGGGUUUCGCCUCUGGCAGACGUUUCGUUGGAAGGGCUAUAUCGAUCCUGAUAUUGAAUAUUUGAUUCCAGACUUCAAGGAGGAUGAAAAAGUUAAAAUGAAUCUUUUUGAGCAGGUGUGGGGCGCAAGAACCUCAGGGCUAAAGAAGCCCAAAAGCAUGAAAAAUGCCAGAGAAAAAUUUAAUAUUGCUGCGUUCUCCACACUGUCAAGGUCGCUGUUUACAAUCUUGUCUCAGAAAUAUCAACUGGAUAUCAGAUUGUUUGGUUAUGAAAGUAUUAGAGAUAAAAUGUUUUCGUCAGUAUAUAAUGUCAAUUAUCAAGAAAAUGUUCUUAACAUUUAAACCAGUGUUUUUAAAGACACUCUGGAGGGUAUAGAGGCUAGGGCAUAUUCUUUAUGUUGCAGUCAAACGGGUUGGUGAACCCUGCGGUUUUGCAAUGCUCACUCUUUACUUUAUUUUCCUUGAUUAUUCUCAGUUGAAAGGAUAGUAUUGGGCGGAUCAUCCUUUGCCCUUACUCAAAAACAACAAUCUCCAUAAAUACGUGCUGCACUUCAUUCAGUAUGCUUAAGACGAUAGUGAAAUUAUAUUCUGAAUAAUCAAUUAAUUAUUUAUUUUUUUUGCGAAGCGCAUCGUUCAUGCUCAGUGCGCUAUGGUCCUCUUACGUGGACCAGUGGGGUGAGGUGGGGGAAUCUCCCGUAGCCUCGACGUGGCACCUUCGAGGAAACGUCUAGUAGUGAAACCAUAUGGCUCCUUCUGUCUUGGAAGACAAUGGAUGCGCCCAGAUAAGUCACUGGCUUUGGUUUCGUCUUGAGACGGGGCAUAAGCUGGAGUGACUGAUCAAGCCAAUUCUGGAGCGGCAGAGUUUGCCACGGUUCGUGCAUGUAUAUGCAUCUGUCCUAGUACAAGCUGACAAGGCAUCUUUCUUAAGUGCCUGCCUCUACGCGGAAAUGUGGCAGUUACAGUAUACAAAUAUGAGGCAAAUUUUUCCAUGGUAAGCGCUGCCUUUGACUGUUUAUAGCAAGCAGGUCCAGGACCGAGGCGCGUUGCACAACGUCUAUGACCUAACCCAGCAAUGGUCACUACCAUAGUGGAAUCCUCAGACAGGAGUUGGGUUGAAGAGCUUUGUCGCUUGAUAAAAUCCUUUCCAACAACCGUGGUAAUUGCGCCUUCAGCGCCGAUUUCCUACUGGACUUAUUUUCAAAGGGGAGAAGGUUGGCGUGCUGCCUUUCAACACAACUCAGCUCGAGUCAGGUUUCGAACUCUAGUCUCGUUGAUAGGUAGCCAAUCGGUUUAUGCCUCUCAGUCGCAUAGCCCAGAACUUGAUUUGUUCAGUUAACUUUUUCCAAUGCUAAGUAUAAUUAUCUUAAUUAAAGUUCUUCCUGACACUAGAGUAACGAUUCGGUACAAAAAUAAUAAGUUCACAAAAUAAAGACCUAUUCUUUAAAGUAUUAUGUCAAGUAUAAUGUCAAGCCUAGCAUUGUUCACACUUUAUAUUACCAUUUUGUCAUAUAUAGUUAUAUUAUCGAUCACAUCAUUUAACUAUCAUUCCAAUUGAGCCGUAUUAAAUUUAUUUUCAUCAAUAUAGUGAUAUUUGCUUAAAAAAACACACGUAAUCUUAACUAUAUCAUUAGGUGUCCUUCACAACUAAGGUUAUGUUGUGUGCUUUCUUUACCAAAAGGAAAUGGUUUGGUUUUGUUUGGCCUUUAGUUCCUUGAGAUUAAAAAAAAAAGGUUUACUAGAUAAACUGAAGCCAAGUGCCGAAACAAAGAAACUAGAUAAACUAAAGCAAAGUGCCGAAACAAUGAAUAAUGCGUGUAUAUAACAGAUAUAAAUGCAGCACUGGGAACGAGAGUUUUAUAAUGAAACCAAAUAGUGAAUUAAAUAUAAUGAAACAAUGGAUAGUCCUGACCGGUGCACCUAAAGCGCGAGGAAGUGGCGGAAACAUAUGAGUUAUUUUUUUUAAAUCUGCAUGUCGAGUGUUGUUUUUUUUCACUUAGUCCAAUUUUGCUUCAAGGAGAAAUUGUCGAUUAGACGGGUCAUCCAAAAUUGGUUAGUAGUGCUGCCUUUAUAUGUGUAACAUGUUUCACACAACCGUAGGGUGCGAAGAAGAAUAAAGUAAAACAAACUGUAGGCUGCUAAGAAGAAUAAAGUAAAACAAACCGUAGGCUGCGAAGACGAGUCAAGUAAAACAAACCGUAGGCGGCUAAGAAGAAUAAAGUAAAACAAACCGUAGGCUGCUAAGAAUAAUAAAGUAAAACAAACCGUAGGCUGUGAAGACGAGUCAAGUAAAACAAACCGUGGGUGGCUAAGAAGAAUAAAGUAAAACAAACCGUAGGCUGCUAAGAAGAAUAAAGUAAAACAAACCGUAGGCGGCUAAGAAGAAUAAAGUAAAACAAACCGUAGGCUGCGAAGACGAGUCAAGUAAAACAAACCGUGGGUGGCUAAGAAGAAUAAAGUAAAACAAACCGUAGGCUGCUAAGAAGAAUAAAGUAAAACAAACCGUAGGCUGCUAAGAAGAAUAAAGUAAAACAAACCGUAGGCUGCGAAGACGAGUCAAGUAAAACAAACCGUAGGCGGCUAAGAAGAAUAAAGUUAAACAAACCGUAGGCUGCUAAGAAGAAUAAAGUAAAACAAACCGUAGGCUGCUAAGAAUAAUAAAGUAAAACAAACCGUUGGCUGUGAAGACGAGUCAAGUAAAACAAACCGUAGGCUGCUAAGAAGAAUAAAGUAAAACAAACCGUAGGCUGCGAAGACGAGUCAAGUAAAACAAAGCGUGGGUGGCUAAGAAGAAUAAAGUAAAACAAACCGUAGGCUGCUAAGAAGAAUAAAGUAAAACAAACCGUAGGCUGCUAAGAAGAAUAAAGUAAAAAAAAAACCGUAGGCUGCUAAGAAGAAUAAAGUAAAACAAACCGUAGGCUGCUAAGAAGAAUAAAGUAAAACAAACCGUAGGCUGCGAAGACGUGUAAAUUAAAACAAAUUGUAGGCUGCUAAGAAGUGUAAAGUAAAACAAACCGUAGGCUGUUAAGAAGAAUAAAGUACCAACAAAUACAAAUCUUGUUGCAAUCAUUGUAGAACCUUUUUAGUUUCAAAAAGAUUCUGUAAUUAUAUUAAAUUAACUCAUUCGUCUCUCUGUUGGAUUCUUUCACACGUUAGUUCUCCCACUUUCCCUUCUCGGAUCAAGUUGAAAUUUUUGCACAAUUAUUUAUUGUCGAUGAUAGCACAUGCAUCAAUCAAAAAAUUAAACCAAUCAGUUAAUCAAUUAGUGGUAAAUAAUUAAUUUGUGUUUUAUAUAGAAAAAAGGACAUAAAACUUACAAUAUUGAGCGAUAUUGCAUCGAAUGAACGGUUCUCUCCCUUCAUUCAAUCUAAGCUUUGCUUUUAAAAGUAUUUUUAAAAAAUAUUUUGCAUGUUUUUUUCAUUUACACUUACAGUAAGUGGGUUUCUUUAUUUCAUCGUUUAGAUGGCAACU
Molecule: messenger RNA, 5023 nt
Organism: Biomphalaria glabrata
Lineage: Eukaryota; Metazoa; Mollusca; Gastropoda; Planorbidae
Product: carbohydrate sulfotransferase 10-like
Exons: 4
Coding region: 593-1897 (434 amino acids)
Biological process (GO): carbohydrate biosynthetic process
Cellular component (GO): membrane
Molecular function (GO): sulfotransferase activity
Source: RefSeq, a predicted model, not a curated record